Messenger RNA from Leptonychotes weddellii (Weddell seal), 1606 nucleotides. NCBI's taxonomy places the organism in Eukaryota, Metazoa, Chordata, Mammalia, Carnivora, Phocidae. The record is from RefSeq and is a predicted model, not a curated record.
AUGGUGAAAACCAAACCCUUGAUGACGGAAUUCUCGGUGAAGUCUACCAUUAUUUCUCGUUACGCCUUCACUACGGUUUCCUGUAGAAUGCUGAAUAGAGCUUCCGAGGACCAGGAAAUUGAGUUUCAGAUGCAGAUUCCAGCUGCAGCUUUCAUCACCAACUUCACUUUGCUCAUUGGAGACAAGGUGUAUCAGGGAGAAAUUACAGGGAGAGAAAAGAAAAAUGGUGAUAAGGUAAAAGAGAAAAGGAAUAAAACCUCAGAAGAUAAUGGGGAGAAGGGGACCGAUAUGUUCAGAGCCUCUAUCGUGAUUCCCAGCAAGGACAAAGCUGCCUUCCUCCUCAGUUAUGAAGAACUCUUACAGAGGCGGCUGGGGAAGUAUGAGCACGUUAUCAGUGUGCGGCCCCAGCAGUUGGUGGGGAGGCUGAUGGUGGAAGUGAACAUUCUGGAGAGGUCCGGCAUCGAGUCCCUGGAGGUGCUACCCUUACAGCACAGCCAGCAGAAGGACAGUGGGAGAGGGAAAGGUGAGUGUGAUCGCCGGGUCUCCUGUGCUAACUCAGAGCGGGGCGUGGGCUUCAGAGAAAUCUAUAAGACAGAGGGCACCCCUUCAACAAAGGCUCCGAGAGCCGGCAAGAAUCUGAGAGGUAGCAACACAACAAAGACCAAGGAUGCCCUGUUCAGGAUUCUCCACGACCUCCGACCCCAGGAUCAUUUCAAUAUCAUUGGAUUUUCCAACCGCAUCAAAGUGUGGAAGGACCAUUUGGUGUCGGUGACUCCGGACAGUGUGAGAGACGGCAAAGUCUAUAUUCACCACAUGUCGCCCACUGGAGGCACAGACAUCAACGGGGCCCUGCAGAGGGGCAUCAAGCUGCUCAACGACUAUGUGGCCCACAACGACAUCGAAGACCACAGCGUGUCCCUCAUCAUCUUCCUGACCGAUGGGAAGCCCACCGUUGGGGAGACCCACACCCUCAAGAUUCUCAACAACACCAAGGAGGCCGCCCGAGGCCAAAUCUGCAUCUUCACCAUCGGCAUCGGGGAUGACGUGGACUUCAUGUUGCUGGAGAAACUGUCACUGGAGAACUGUGGCCUCACACGGCGAGUUCUUGAGGAGGACGACGCGGGCUCGCAGCUCAUCGGGUUCUACGAUGAGAUCAGGACCCCGCUGCUCUCGGACAUCCGCGUGGAUUAUCCGCCGGCCUCGGUGGAGCACGCCACCAGGACCGUGUUCCCCAACUACUUCAACGGCUCGGAGAUCGUCACCGCGGGGAAGCUGGCCGACAGCCAGGCGGGGCGGCUGCACGUGGAGGUCACGGCCAGCAACAGCCAGAGGUUCGUCCUCCUGAAGACCGACGUGCCCCUGGAGCCCCACCAGGCGGGCAGGGGCGGGGGCGCCGAGGGCCGCAACCACGUGGAGCGGCUCUGGAGCUACCUGACCCUGAAGGAGCUGCUGAGCUCCUGGCGCCACAGCGGCGACGAGCGGGAGAAGCAGCGCCUGGGGCAGAGCGCGCGGACUCUGGCCGUGGCCCGCGGCUUCCUCACGCCGCUCACCGCGCUGCACCUGAGGCGGCGGGCGCUGCAGACACAGCAGCUGGAGGACGCACGCG